Molecule: messenger RNA, 378 nt
Organism: Angiostrongylus costaricensis
Lineage: Eukaryota; Metazoa; Nematoda; Chromadorea; Rhabditida; Metastrongylidae
Source: the annotation of a GenBank genome assembly
AUGGCGCGAUACGACGUGGUGAUCUACGGUGCAACAGGUUUUACCGGUACUUACAUUGUGAGACAGCUUGUCAUGUCAAAACACUACGAGGGACUUUCAUUCGCCAUAUCUGGUAGAAACGAGUCGAAACUUCAACAAGUGUUGGAUACGGUCUCCAAGAAAAUCGGAAAGGAUAUAAACGCAACGCCCAUAAUUAUCGCUGAUUCGUCAGACGAGAAGUCAAUGACCGAGAUGGCGAAGAGAGCAAAGGUCAUUGUAAACGCCGUUGGACCGUAUCGUCUCUAUGGCGAGCCAGUUGUUAAGGCGGCUGUUGAAAAUGGUGCAAGCUAUGUGGAUAUCUCCGGCGAGCCAGCUGUUGGUUUAUUUUCCUUAUUUUAG